AUGUUGCGUGGCCAGUCAGAGCGGAACAAGAAUACGAGUGCAAGGAACUUUGACAAGGGCCAUCUGCCUUCAGGCACUCAUGGCGAGCUAGACCGGAUAGAGCGGCUGGAGCAGCGUGGCCCUGCGACAUCUGGGGGCCUUUGCGCCUUUGGACAAUCUGGGCAACCAUCGAAUGCCGAGGAGUGA
Molecule: messenger RNA, 186 nt
Organism: Penicillium argentinense
Lineage: Eukaryota; Fungi; Ascomycota; Eurotiomycetes; Eurotiales; Aspergillaceae
Exons: 1
Coding region: 1-186 (61 amino acids)
Source: RefSeq, a predicted model, not a curated record